Messenger RNA from Capronia epimyces CBS 606.96, 2532 nucleotides. RefSeq lists its product as uncharacterized. Gene Ontology annotation, cellular component: Dsl1/NZR complex. The record is from RefSeq and is a predicted model, not a curated record. The transcript is spliced from 2 exons. The coding region runs from base 1 to 2532 and encodes 843 amino acids. Lineage: Eukaryota; Fungi; Ascomycota; Eurotiomycetes; Chaetothyriales; Herpotrichiellaceae. Gene Ontology annotation, biological process: retrograde vesicle-mediated transport, Golgi to endoplasmic reticulum; regulation of ER to Golgi vesicle-mediated transport; endoplasmic reticulum to Golgi vesicle-mediated transport.
AUGGCCGAAUUGCAAUCGAGCAGGACCGGCGAUAUUUGGACGCGAGUGGAGGACUAUUUGAGUGACAAGAUACAAACUAAGGCCGAUCUCGAGCAAGUCGACGGUCUGCUGUUAAGGGUGCAGGAGCAGCAAGAUUUAUUGAGGAAACAGCUUCAAGAUGCCCGCGAGAACCAGCGAGAGGCCCAAGGCCGGGUUGAAGAGCGGUCGCAGGCGCUGAGGACCAGGGCCGAGGCAUUCCAGUCACAGCGAGGUGAUCUCGAGCAGCGGCUUAGGGACAUUGCGCAGUCUGACGCCGGCGAUGAUGCCACAAAGAAGAUCGAGGCGCGAAUGAGCAAAGUGCGCAAUCUACAAAUCGCCCAGGGAUACCUUGAAUUGGUUCAGCAGUUGUACACUCUGCGCGACCAGACCAAACAAAACCUCUCCCAGCGUCCGGCCACAUCACUCCAAGCCUACCUUCACUUCCGGAGACUCUCGGACCACCUGCAGGAUGCACAGCUAGCUGCAGAAGGAGCUGCACCCCAACUGUUGUACAUGUUCGAGCAGCAAUCCCAGGAACUGUAUGCGCAGGUCAAGGAUGUGCUGGAGGCCCUCCUGAGGAAGACGCUGGAGCAGCUGAAGUGGCCUGGGAAAGAACUGAAUACAUCGGAAAAAGUGGUAGAGAAAUGGAAGCAAGAGGUUGAGCUGCUCCUGCAGCUACAAGAACCCGAUUUAAUCCAAGUGCUUGGGGACAGGGACAAUCACCGGCCUUCUGCGGCCGGUGAACCAGUCGUUCUCCUUCCACUGGAGGUCAUGGCCCAGCCUCUGGUAACAAGAUUUCACUAUCACUUCUACGGAGAGAAGCCCACGAACCGAUUAGACAAGCCAGAGUAUUUUCUCAAUCACGUCCUAGACCUCCUCGAGCGACACAGCGGCUUUAUUUCGGACAUGCUUGGGUCUAUACUGGAUAAGCGAACUCAUCUCUCUGAGGCCUUGGAAUCCAUCUAUCCGGACGCCGUGUCAGCCCUCAUCACGGCGUUGCUCCCCAUGGUCGUUGAAAAAUGCUUGUCUUUCCUACCACAAAUUUCACGGGAGCCACAGCUCCUUUCUCAUUUUAUGCACGAACUGAUGGCGUUUGAUACUGUAAUCCGGGAUUCUUGGGAAUAUGUCCCAGUUCCCAGAAUGUUGACAGAAUGGAAAGGCAUCACCUGGAUUAUUCUGAACCAACAUGGCUAUUUUGCCCCGUGGCUUGCGGUGGAGAAAGAGUUCGCUCUCUCGCGAUACAAAAGCAUCAGGGAUGCCGCCGACAGUGGCGAUGUCGAUUUCGACGCGGAUGCCACCCAGACCAAGCCCACCAAAGGCGCGAUCCGAGUGAAUGACCUUCUGGAGACAAUUACAGAUCGAUAUCGAGGUCUUUCAUCUUUCAGCCAGAAGAUGACGUUUCUCUUGGACAUCCAACUGUCCAUCUUCGACGACUACCACAAUCACCUACAUGGUGCCCUCCAGGCCCAUUUGGUGGCUUCGCAUACGGCAGGACGGCUGCUGCAGGGUGGAUCCGAAGCCGACGCCUUCGGUCUAAAGGGGCUGGAGUCGUUGACCAAAAUCUACGGAAGCGCCGAGUUCCUCGAGCGCAAGAUGUCGGACUGGAGUGAUGAUGUCUUCUUCCUGGAGCUUUGGGACGAGUUGCGGUAUCGGGCGAAAGCCAACACUGGUGCUAAUGCCUCGGUUGGGACGGAUCUGAAAGUUGACGAUGUGGCAGCGAAAACCUCCACCGCCAUCAAAGCCAACGAUUCAGACCCCGAUGCAGAUAUGGAUGGAAGUGGUCUAUUUGAUCAGACGGCACUGGCAUAUCGCCGACUCCGUGAGCGCUCCGAGGGCGAGAUCCUCCGAGCACUGGAGGUCAAUAUACACGGCUCGCUCAGGCCUUAUGAAAAGUAUGCUCAGUGGUCCUCUCUGGCGGAGACUCCUUCUGACCCUCUCUCAAUGUCACCCUCCCCGAGCCUGGACGGCUUUUUUGAGACCACCGCCGUCCUCCUGGGCUUCCUGACCCGAGUGCUUGCCCCUCUUUCAAUGCGCCGAAUCACGAGGCACUAUUGUUCGGAAGUGCAACGGCAAAUAUACGACAAUGUCCUCAUGCAUCAUACAUUUUCCGCGACCGGAGCAUCACAGUUGAAGCGAGACCUGACUUCAAUCAAGGAAAGCCUUGAACGCCACAGCAAGCUGCGAGUGGUGACUGGUGCGAGUAUGAAACGGCUCGAAGAAGCCGUGUUCCUCCUUUCACUCAAUGCUACGAAGUCCCGGCGGGUGGCCAACGGCGAAGAGGAUGCAUGGGGCUUUGAGGACGAAGGGGACGUCGCAGCCGAACAGGACGUGAGUGACACCUUGGAUGAUAGUCACGGCCACGGCGAUGUCAAGGAAUGGGGUCUCUGGGAUGCUGAAAGGCUCAUCUUCGAGAGCAACGAGUCAGCGAGACAGGGUCUGGCCGACAUGGGGUUGGAUCACCUCAGUGAAGGCGAUGCAAGGAACAUCCUGAAACGGAGAGUUGAACUUGCGUAG